GAACGUGUCACAGUUACAGUGUCAUGGCGGUUUAGGUUUUAGUUUGUGAACGCCAUUUGUAUGUGGACUGUGUUGGGCAAUUGUAUGUAGCGUUGUGUACUUUUUAUAUAAAUACAGUUUUAGUAAUGAACCAUGGUUUGCAACGAGGAGGUAUAUUCUUGGUUUCGGAACUUACGAGGAUCCAAACGAAUAGAAGCUAUGUGUUGCUUUUUAAACAUGUGUUAUCCAUUAGAACUGCGAUUUUAUGGAACGUGCCUGGAGGAUUUAGGGAGGAAGGAUUUCUAUGUUUUAAAAGACGACGAAAUCAAAGCAAAUGAUCUUACAGAAGUUUUAAAAAUCAGGAACAUUCAUGAUAUGAAUACUCGAUGUAAACUCAUCGUUACGCUAAGCCUACUUAAUUCUACAAAUACUAUUUGUGCUAGGGAAUUGUUCAAGGUUUUAUCUGAAGAAAUAAAAAUUGAAAUUUUAGCGUCAAUGGGAGUUCUUUCCGAUUUCAAGUUGUUGGAACAUUAUUUAUUAGUAUUAACUCUUGCUCAGCAUCAUCCUGCUUUUACCUUUGAGCAACAAACAUUUCUAAUUAAUCUGAGUCAAGCUUUGGAAACUUACGUAACUGAUUUGUGUUCGAAAGGAAAAUAUGAGGAAUCUUACCUGCCAAGUUCUUAUGUGCCCGGAAGAGUACCUUCUCAUGGCAUUCCAGAAAAAGUAUUUUCUAAUGUGCCCUAUUCAUAUCGCCAUACAACACCCAGGUGUUCGGAAUCUCAACACAAUCAAGCUCAGAUUACAAGUCUGAAAGUGAAGCCACCACAUAAGAAGACUUGCUUACGAAUUAGGGUUGCUUGGGGAAACAAUAAAGUUACAGAUGCCUUUAAAACGCCUCAUGAUCUGCUUGUCUUCCAUCAAAAGUUAGUGCAGUUAUUUCCAACUGAAGCAAAGAAUAACAAUCAAGAGAAAUGUAUUCCGCCCCUUCCCCAUGUAAUUGGAUCUUGGAAUAAACAAAGUAAUAUUACAGAUUGUGUUGCAAAUGCUGCAAGUGAAUACAUUCAGCAAUUAAAUUCUCGCCUACCAAGUUAUGUUGUAGAAACUGACUUUUUUAGAAGCUUCUUCAUGCCUUCAUAUCCAAAUAGAGCUGCACUUAACAGAAACAGUAGAAUUGUAGAUAGUGGAUCAAUGGAUGUGCCUCAAAGGAACUCUCGUUUGCGUUCUUUAACUAUUUACAACUCUCGAAUGUCUGAUAAUUCACCCAGGCACCAUCCUGAAAAUAGGCAAAAAAUUUUGCCUAUUUCUCAAAGAAAACAAUACGAAAAUGGAAGUAGUAUGUGUUCGAGGCCAUCCCCUUUGAACUCGCCUAUUGAAUCUCCACUUUCUUCACCAUAUGCUUCUCCUUUGAAUUCGGAAACAAAUUCCCGAGCUCCAUCUCCGUGGAAUAUUCCGCCUCCAAAUGUGGGCUAUAGUGCAAGCAGUUCCUGUAAUGCCUGUCCUGAAUCACCAGGAAUGGAAAAGAUACAACCAAAAGAAAUUGCAGAUCAAUGGGAUUCAUUUCAAAAUUACAAAUUUGAAGAGCUUCAAGCCAUGCCUGUUCAAGAACUGGAAGCCUUAGGCAUUAUCAAAGAUACAGGAGUAAAAUUAGCUAAAGAUCCUGAUUGUAAAAGCCCUCCCAAUGGAAUAAUUGGCUGUUACAUUCCCAAAAGUGCUCUCUAUGUGAAAUCUGGUCCACUCCUACAUAAUAGCAAUGACAGCUCACCAGUAUGCUCUGAGUAUUCAAGUCCGCCACAGAGUCCUUCACCUGGUGAAACUUGUAAUCAAAGUAGUUCUCUCAGUUCUGGCAAUGAAGAAAACACAGAAAAAAGAUCUCUGUCUAAAACUCUAAGUGAAAUGUGCAAAGUAGAUGAGACAGCAGCAACAGUUUCUGAUUCACCUUUUAAACGAACAGAUGACGAUUCUGUCUGUAUGAAAGGGAAUCCAAAUCGUUCUUCUGUAUCUGUCAUUCCUUUUGCUGUUCCUUAUAGCUCUAUUGUUACACCAAUUCCUCCACCCCAAAGUAUGAAGCCUGCAUACUUACCUAUUACAUGCCGAACAAAUAGUGGACCCCAGCAUCUUAGCCCAGGUGCUGUAGUUUUUGAUAAUCAAUUUUCAAGGGUUCCCUUGUGCCUCCCAAGUGCUCUUACUACAUUUUUGCCAGGACCACAAAGAACUCAUGCUGCAACUCCAGACAGAGUGUUAUCUCCCUCUAGUCUGCCAAUUUCAACGGUAUCCCCAUUUCCUGUUGUGACAUCUGGGUGCACAACUGUUCCCAGUGCCAGUUGCAGCAUCACUACUCAUAGGAGUAGUAAUGUGACUGCUGUGACUCACUCAGGAGCAUCCAGCAAUAGAUAUACGCCUAAGAAUUCAAAUGUAGCAAGGGACAGUGAUAUUGUCAGUAAACCUGUACAACAGACUGCCGAUGGCCCUUAUGCAACUGGUUAUAUUUUGAACACUUCUACACAGUUGACUGCUGUCUCAUGUUCGUGCUUUACAACAAAUUCUGCUCGGCCAUCACCUGCUCCUUCACCAUCUGUUAUGUCUCCAGGAGCUACUCCUCAGCCUUCUGCUGUGCCAGUUUCCAUGUCUUAUCUUGGAAUGCCAACUUGGAACUUGUUUCAUUCCAUACCAUUCCUUCAGGCACAAACACCAGCAAAUGGUUUUGUUCCACAAGCUGGAAUGACAAAUUCUGGACAAGGUUUUAGUUAUACUUUGCCAAAUGGAAUGACUGCAAUAUCCCCAGAGCUUAUAUAUCCAGGACAAACUUUUACGAUACAGUCCCCAUCCACUCAGAGUCCAGUUGCUGCUACUCCAGUAACACAAUGUUAUGGAGCAUUUCCUCAGACUGCUGCACUACCUGUGAAAUUGGGAACUUGCUAUAAUUGUGGAAAAGUAGGCCAUCGUGGGCCAGAAUGUAAAGAGCAAACAAUGGAUGAUAUGAACAAGUCAGGUAAAUUCCAGUUAAAUUACAAUCCUGUACCAAAGAUAUCUGAUUGUCAUGAGUAGUUCUUGCAGACAUUUCUCAUGAUGCUGGAAGAAUAAAAGUUAUGUGUUUUGUGUUUAAAAUGCUUAGCUAUUUUGGCAAGCUGGAAAUUUAUUUAUUCUGCUUCUCUGUAUUAUAGUCAUCAAUAAUUCUUGAAGCACUGUUAACUGUCUUGUUACGUUUCAAAAUACCUGACAGAUUUUUAAAAUCUGCGGUUGUUUUGUGUGUCUUUAUUAAAUGAGCUAAAUAUAUUAUAAAUAAUAAAAGAAAUCUAAAGUAAAAAUGUAAAUUUGUACAUAUAUCUAUCUAUAUAUAUUUGAUUUUUUUUUUAUUUUGUUUUGUUUUAAUGCCUUCUUCCUUAAUCUUUACUGAAAUAAAGAACACAUGCCUGUCUAUAAAUUGUAAUAUACCAAAAAAAUAAGCUGAUUGACAUUGUUUCUAGUCUUUAAAUAAAGUAAAUUAUCUCUUAAUAUCAAUAAUAAAAAAAAAAAUUUUAAAUUGCUAAUAAUAUUGAGUAUAAUAAUUGUAAUCUCUUUAUUAAAAUUGUAGAUUUACUGUAUAUAAAUAUUAAUCUGUUAUUUAAUUGUAUUAUAUGUAUUUUAUGCUUUUAUGGUAUUUUCUGUACAUGUGUUAAGUUAGUCAAAUGAAUUGUGAUUUUUUUUUUCCCAUUUAUUUUCUUAUUAAGUUAUAUUUGACCUUAAAGUGGAUGGAUAGAAAAAUAAAAAUGGAAUAGUUUGGUUUUACUUAUUUUUUGUUGAAUUUAGUGAUGGAAUUUUUAAUUUUAGUUAACAAAGAAAUUAUUAAAAUUUUAAAAAUUCUUAAUGUUUUUAAAAUCAAGCUUUUAUGUUUUUAGCAAUCAAAAUUGAUUUGAUUCACUACUUUAGAAAUUUAAAAAAUAUUUAAUAUAUUAUUUUUUUAUUAUAAAAAUGCAAAAAGCAUUUUAUUAAUCUAGAAUUUUUUUUAAUAAAAAAAAAUUAUAAAUAUACAAACAUUUUAUGAUUUGGAAAUUAUUUCUAAUUCUGUAAUUAAUCCAGGUGAGAUAGCUUAUUUUGUAGGAUUUGUUCCUCAUCAACUCUUUAUAAUCUGCGUAAAGGUGUUGAAACUAAUACAUGCUUUUCUCUUUUCUUGCCUUAAUUGCAUUUUCUAAUAUGAUGUAAAAUAAUUGCGCUUGAUGCCCAUCAAGAAUAAAUGAAAUGUGAACUUAAGCAAUAAAGGCAAGGUUGAGCAAUAAUUUACUCUCAGAUUAUUUUUCAUGUUGUUGGUAUAAUGUGAACAGUUUAUAUAAAGUAGUUAUUAUAACUUCUUUUCCAAAACACUUCAAGAUCUGUUAGAAGUGUUGUACAUUAAUUGUUAUAAUCAAUUUUAAAGUUGAUUUUAGUAUCAGAAAGAGAGAAAAAAUAGUUUUUGCAAAUGGUUGGUGGAAAGUGAAUUGCACGACUUUAUGUGUAUAUAAAUUGCUUUGAGGCAGUUUUAAAUUAUCAAUUGUACAUAAAUUUUUCUGCAUGUUUGAAUGUUUGCAUAUGUUUUUUGAGGAGUGUGUCAGAUAUAACCUUUAGUUGCCAAAUUUCAAAUAGAAUAUAUUUCAAGGAUUGCCUGCUGAUGUGUAUGAGACUUUAUAUUAUUUUAUGAAUUAGAGAUAUGAAGUGUUUAUGUAAUUAUCAACUAAUUAUUGAAAUAAACGAUAUUUGAUUCAAGGUGUUGAAUUUUAUUUUCAGUUAAUCUUUAUGAAUUCAGCAGUUGUUUCAUUGGAAACAUACUUUUCCAACUUAUAUUUUUUGUAGAAGUAGAUUACUUUUAUGAUGAUAGUGUUUAUCAUAUGAAUGAAAAUUUUAAACUCCAUAAUUAAUCAUUUUCUCUGUUCAUUAUUUGAUGUGAUGAUAUCAUCCCUCUUUCCCAAAUGCUUUUUCUCUAAAAAAUAAAGAAGCACUGCCAUUACUUUGCAUUUUAUAUCUGAAAUAAAAUUAUUAUAGAGGAUUAUAUAUGUAGUCUAUUAAAAAAGAUUUGUUGAUAUAAUAAAGAUAUUUUUUAAUUUU
Messenger RNA from Argiope bruennichi, 5034 nucleotides. Its product is annotated as zinc finger CCHC domain-containing protein 2-like. The coding region runs from base 133 to 3024 and encodes 963 amino acids. The transcript has 12 exons. The record is from RefSeq and is a predicted model, not a curated record. Lineage: Eukaryota; Metazoa; Arthropoda; Arachnida; Araneae; Araneidae. Gene Ontology annotation, molecular function: phosphatidylinositol binding; zinc ion binding; nucleic acid binding.